CAACUGCAUAUCAAGUUCAAUACAUCACCACCUGAGAAACCAACAACCAACAACGCGCGCAGUAUGGGUGUGAUGAUUUCGAUUUUGAUAGGCACAUUUGAGCCUCGUAUGAUGCUCCAUGCAUCAGGCUUGCAGCGCCUCAUUACUAUAUGUAAAUCCUACCGCAAGAGGGUCAUCUGCUUGGGCCGCAUCUACAUCUUUAUAUCCCGACCUGUUCCACUCAGUUGAUUUCGUCCAUGAUAGCUGCCGUCCAUGGCGCAGGCAUCGAAACGAAAGCGGCCGCGAGCAGAUGAACCCCUGCCAGACCAUAUUUCCAAGAGCUCAAAGUCUAGCGGCGCGGUUCAUAGGCCAUCGAAUUUCCCUCCCGAAUUUUAUGACAGCUUAUCAAAGAUCUGGCUUACAGCUCGCGCACUGCGAGAGCUCGACCGGCGGAACGAGAAUCUCCCCCAACCCAAGACCAAGCCUGCGGCAGGGUUUGUAAAACCUCGCGCCGCAAAGCUUGCUGCGCUUGCGAAACUUGGUACCAAGGAGCUUGCCCAGUUUGCGACAGCUGGGGGUCCAGAUCUCAGCGAUCUCAAAGGGUAUCCAGAGCCAACGAACAUUACUCACUCGAUGGCGUCGCCACUGCUUUCAUUGAAUCAUGAUCAAGCAUCUCUCGUUUCCUCGAGCACCCGGCAAACACGGCUAACUAAAAAAGAGAAACAAAAGUCUGCCGCAUCUAAAAGCAGACGAACAUCAGCAUACGAUGGCAAUUUUACGCAGUAUUGUAUUCAAAACUACAUCUAUCCUCCUGAUUAUGAGUUUCCUAAUGGCGCCCUCUCACCAAAACCGAAUAACUUUGAAGAGAUUCGCAAAAUUCUGAAAAUACGGAGGCGUUCUCUUUCUCCUUCUGUUGUCCCUGAGACAGCUCACGACGACUUUCGAAGGAAUAUCACAAAUUCGACUGAAAGUGAUCUGAUGUCUGAUGUAAUUCCGCUUAUUGCUGGUGACACAAGAAUCCGGAAGACUCAGAAUCUUGCAUUUACCAAUUUAACCUCAAUUACUAGGAACACUACGGCUAUACCAAAACCCGAUUUCUUCGACGGGGCUCAUCCUGAAACUGUGAAUAGGAAAGUAAGAAAAGACCUGGAUGAUAUCAUAAUACCGUCCAAAAGAGCGGGGUUCCCAAUAGCACCCAAUUUCUUUCUAGAAGUCAAAAGUGAUGAAGGAAAAUUGAAGGUAGCGCAGGACCAAUCAAUCGUGAACGGGGCUUACGGAGCGCGUGCAAUGCAUGCCUUGAAAAACUAUCUCGUGGACGGGGAACCUGAAUACGAUGGUAACGCCUAUGCAUAUACGGCGAUUUUAGCUCGUGCAUUACUUGAGCUAUACGCACACCAUCUGACUGCCCCUACCAAACCCGGAGGGCAACCUGGUUGCCAUGCCACUCUGCUUGGAAGUUAUGGGCUACGAGAUGAAGAUAAUUAUUCGACAGGCCGGGGAGCGUUCAGGAAUCUGAGGAUGAGGGCUAAAGAAGACCGCGAACGCUUCAUUGAGACUGCCAAUGCGAGAGCUCGGCGUCGACGUAGAGUGGACGAAGACACGGAAGAUGAAAGCACGGAAGACGGAAGCACGGAAAAGGGUGACAAUUUCAGCAUGGUCGAAGAAGAGCAGCAAGAUGAUGGCUCGAGCCCUCUCAACUUCUACGACGCCCACGCGUUUGUCGAACCGGGUGAGAACACCCAAGGCGCUACCCAGGAUACCACCCAGCAGGAAACCCAAGAAACCCAAUUGACAAAUGCUGAGUUAACCCUUGAUUAUGAUACGGAGAAUACCGAGGUCGGUGUUGAGGCGAGCCUUGCGUCUAGUUUCACGUCGGCCAGUCGCGAAGAUUACCGGCGAUCUCGGCGGCUGCUUAAAAGGAAGCGCAGCCCUACAGUAUCUUCUUCUACUGGCCAAAAACCACGCAAUCCUCCACCCUCUUCUACCAGCCAAAAUCAACACGGUUCUCCACCCUCAUCUAAUACUCGAAAAAGGACACGCAGUUCUCCACGCCCUUCUUUAACUCGCCAACAUAAGAGACGAGCUGGGCCAGCUGGAUGAGCUACGUUUAGAUACUUCACAAGAAUAUAUUCUGAACCGUCACAAAUAUCUCAACAUUGGUUUUUAAUUACCAGGGAUAGCCUCUAAGUAUUAUAGUGUUCCAUUGGUAAUAGUAGGCCUUGCUUGAUGGCCCUGAAAUUAAGUUCAAGUUGUUGUGGCUGUCCUUGAAGUAAAGGGUAGAGAGAGUAGAGAUACACUAGCGUAGCAUGACCUCUUUCUCAUAAAGUGCUAAAG
This is a messenger RNA of Trichoderma asperellum CBS 433.97, 2313 nucleotides long. RefSeq lists its product as uncharacterized. NCBI's taxonomy places the organism in Eukaryota, Fungi, Ascomycota, Sordariomycetes, Hypocreales, Hypocreaceae. The record is from RefSeq and is a predicted model, not a curated record.